Messenger RNA from Cladophialophora carrionii CBS 160.54, 1125 nucleotides. RefSeq lists its product as uncharacterized. NCBI's taxonomy places the organism in Eukaryota, Fungi, Ascomycota, Eurotiomycetes, Chaetothyriales, Herpotrichiellaceae. Gene Ontology annotation, cellular component: cytoplasm. The transcript is spliced from 3 exons. Gene Ontology annotation, molecular function: phosphatase activity. Bases 1 to 1125 code for a protein of 374 amino acids. The record is from RefSeq and is a predicted model, not a curated record.
AUGAGUGAGACUGAAUCCUUGUUGAUCAAGUCCUUGUCAUCUUCCGAGGUUCGCGCUGCGAAGACCAAGAAUGAAGUGGAAAGGAGCCACGAGUGGCACUACGAUUACAGUUCUGUGGUCGGAUUCUUUAGUCAAGAUCUCGUAAGGCCAGUUUCGGGCAGACUCGAAGCCACGGAAGAGGAUUUCGACCUAAUAGACCAAAAAUAUGACACCGACAACUUGUUGCCGGAUAACGGCAAACUUCUUAGUCAAUGGGAACGAUUCGCCUAUAAAGUGAAAGUCAUGAACGAGAGAGCUCCGAAAGGGGUGACAUAUCGACUCCUCUACCUCGGAAGACACGGCCAAGGGUAUCACAAUGUUGGCAUAAUGUUUUAUGGCGAUGCUGCGUGGGAUUGCUACUAUGGUGCCUUCGACCGGGAUCCUAACGUCCCAAGCAUAUCUUAUCUCGAUGCUCACCUAACCCCUCUCGGCAAACACCAAGCCAUAGCCGCCUCGAUGUUCUGGCAGAACUUGAUCUCGACCCAGAAGAUGCCCUUGCCUCAGACCUACUACAGCAGUCCACUUACCCGGGCGAUGCAAACCGCCCAGCUCACCUUCUCCGGCUUACCCCUGCCACCGUCUCAGACCUUCCGCCCUGUGGUCAAAGAAUCCCUCCGUGAAGCAUACGGCAUUCAACCCUGCGACUUACGGCCCACGAAAUCAUAUAUUAAGACCAACUUUCCUGACUUCCGGAUCGAAGACUCUUUCACAGAGAACGAUGAGCUGCACUCUCCUACUCGCCGCGAGUCACUUCGACGCCAUGAUAGACGUGUUCGAGCGUUACUCGACGAUGUCUUUACGCACGACGAGAGUACGUACAUCAGCAUGACGAGCCACUGUGGGACGAUCAAGGCGUUGUUGCGAGUCGUGGGCCAUAUUGCGCUUUCUCUACCACCAGGUGGUACCCUCCCGGUACUCGUCAAGGUUAGUGAGGUCUCUGGAAAGCGACAUGAUGAAGAAGAUAAGCAUGGGUGGGACACGAAGCCUGCCUGCGAGUCUGACCCACUCAAGGCUGGGAAGGACAGUUAUAAGGAUGUCGCCGAGUUCUUGGACCAGAUUAAUCGUAGUGUGCCGGAGUUGGAGUGA